UCUGCAGUUACCGCCUACCGGCUCCGACAAUCCGACCGUUGACUCGGCCAAAACUCGUCUGUCCCCUGUACACUGUACAGGCGUCGUCUGACCUGCUUUAUUUUUCAAAGCUGAUUCCUAUUUAUGUCCGGUAGCCGCUUCACGAACAGUCAAAUUCCAAAAAACAAAAAGUCAAUUUUCCAAUGUUUUUAGUCAAUUUUCAUCAAAAUUAGAGUUGUAAAUAAGUCGACAUGGCCGAGGAGGAGUCAGAAUAUGAGUCGAUCAGGAGGAAAAACCUGGAAGAAUUUAAAUUGGAGUUUGAAAAGCAGUUUGGGAAGAUUGAAAAAAUUCCCCAAGAAGAGUUUAGUGUUUUGCCAAUUCCUAAAAAACCAAGAAAGUACAAAAAUGCUGUGGUUAGAUCUUCUCUACCAUGUCGUAUGUCCCUUAGAAAUAAAGCGGAAAGACCAAAUUUGUCACUGGAUGAAGCUGAGAAUAUAUUGGAGCACUGUGAAUACAAGCUUAACAAUACACGGAAAAGGAGGGCCAUGCCUGUAAUAAGUCUGAGACGCAUUCCAGUUCCUAAUAUGAAACUUCCUGAAGAAAUUACAGAAAGUGACAUAAAAAAUAUUUGCUAUAAAUCAGCUGGCAAGAAGUAUGAUACUGUUAAUGGGACAACUUGUCACCAGUGCAGGCAAAAAACAGCAGACACCAAAAGUAUUUGCAGAAGCCCACACUGUAAUGGUGUUCGAGGACAGUUUUGUGGGUUUUGCUUACUACAUCGAUAUGGUGAAGAUGUAGCUAUAGUCAUUAAAAAAGAGGAUUGGAGUUGUCCUCCUUGCCGCAACAUUUGCAACUGUUCAAUCUGCAGGACUAGAUUAGGGAAGAGGCCAACAGGAAUUCUUGCCCCUCUAGUUUUGAGUAAAGGUUAUUCUAAUGUGAAAGAUUUUCUGUUCGAAAAAGAACCCCUAGAUUCUGAUGACGAAGUUCAUUCAUCCAGUGAUGAAAGUGACUUUCUUGGUUUUUCUUGUAGUGAUGAUGAAUCAGAUUUUGAAGGAUUUUAAAUGUGUUUUGUUUAAAUGUGAUAGCGGAUUACAUUACAAUUUGAAAUGUUCUUGUUUUAUUCAUGAUAACACUACACACUUCCUAUUCAUUAAAACAAAAAUUUUAAAUACCAAAAAUACUCAUUCCAAUCAACCUGUCAACUAUUAUUUUUGUUGUUUGUGUUUUUAUUUUUUUAUAUUAAAAAUCAAUGUAGUUAUAUUAUGUAAAUAUUAAGUGAUCCGUGUUUCAAAAUUGAUUAUUAAUUUGUAAACGGAAAACUCUGUAAAUAUUUCAUUUUAAUUUGCCCCACCUAUGCUGUAAUUUCUGUCAACAUGAAUCUUUUUAAAAAUGUUUUUGGAUCAAAUCCCAUCACUUGUAUUAUAUUUUAGUGUU
Messenger RNA from Cimex lectularius (bed bug), 1413 nucleotides. Its product is annotated as cell division cycle-associated 7-like protein. Gene Ontology annotation, biological process: regulation of DNA-templated transcription. The record is from RefSeq and is a predicted model, not a curated record. The coding region runs from base 231 to 1040 and encodes 269 amino acids. Gene Ontology annotation, cellular component: nucleus. The transcript is spliced from 6 exons. NCBI's taxonomy places the organism in Eukaryota, Metazoa, Arthropoda, Insecta, Hemiptera, Cimicidae.